GCCUACGCUGCCCCUCGCGGCGGCGUCGCCGUCAGAGGCCGAAGGGCCCCCCUGCUCGGAGCGCUCGUGGGCGCCGCAGGCGCGGCCGCCGCGGCGGCCCCGGCGUCGGGCGCUGGACUCGACACGCUGUUCCUGGAGGGGCCUGGCAGAAGAUCGCGGAGGGCAAGAACCCCCUCGAGUCGCUCGCCCCGGGAACGCGCCGCAGACUCCGGGCGAUUGCGAAGGACCCCGCGUGGCCGGCGAUCGCAGGACGUCUUCGCCCGCGACUGGGACACCGUGGUUAAGUACAAGCCCGUGCUGAACAAGUACAAGCCACUGUUCACGGAUUACGUAGAGAACGUCUACCCUGGGUCUACUCCCGUGGCAGCUGCGAGCCGCAUCGCCAUGCGCUACGAGAUGGGCAAGUUUUUUGCGGCCGUGAACGGAGUCGACCAGGCGGCGCAGCAGCAGAACGGGGACGUGAUGGACAAGAACUUCGCUGACAUGUCGCUGGCGUUCGACCGCUACGUCAAGGCUGGCGAUCUCUACGAGGGUCAGGACCCCAUCGUCAGCACAGCUAUCUUCUACGAGGGCCUUCCGUCUGGCUCCUUGAAGUACAUAUCGCCCUUGUCGGAUCCGCCCAGCAUCAAGGACCGCAUACUGCUGAUCGCCGGGCCCGACAAGGGCAAGACUGGCAUGAUGAUCGGCCGGGAGUUCGCCAAGGACGCGAAGGACGAGAAACCGGUGAACGCGUACGUGAAGUUCGACGGGGGGAUCGGCGAGGGCGCUGGGAGACUCCAGGAAGUCAAGCUCGUGCCGUACGGCUUCGUGGCGAAGCAGAUCGCGACAUCGUAG
Prorocentrum cordatum is the source of this 834-nucleotide messenger RNA. The record is from the annotation of a GenBank genome assembly. Lineage: Eukaryota; Dinophyceae; Prorocentrales; Prorocentraceae.